AUGUAUUUCUCCAUCUUUUUCCUGGGAGCCUUGCUCACACCAGUUGUCCAAGCAAGCCCAUCCCCCCAGGAAAACCUAUACCCAGUGACGAAGCCUGCGAGCAAACAUGAGCCCAUCAAGGUGAUCGAGCUCCCCCUGCCUCCCGUCACCCUCAAUGAGACCGAGGGCGGAUGUACCGGACAGGUGAACCCGCAUGGCACUGGAUGUAUUGGGGCGAACUCCUCCAAUUUGCUGAGCGGGAACUUUCUUCCGGACGGGAAUCAUGUAACAGCUUCCUUGGUGUUCACUGGGGCACCGGCCUCCCCUGAUCCAAGAAGUAUCUAUACCGGCCUUAAUCUCAUCAUUGUUCGUACGAAUGGAACGCUGUUCCCCAAUGGCGACGCUUGGAAAUGUAUCACCUGUGGCGUACCGGCGAAUCAACAAUAUGGGUUCACAUCGUCUAUGGACUACCAGUAUCCCCAAGCGUUCACAGAUGGUACUCGAGUUUUGGCGGGAAGUUAUAUCAUCGACUGCGGGAGUGCCCAGCUGGCUAGCCCCCAGUGUACUCCGGACAAGGUCCACAUCUAUCCACUCCGAUGGAAUACUUCCCCCACUGACUCGGGGGCUGGGGGGUCCAUUCGUGAACUUCGAAAACACCCUGACGAUGUUCACCUGACUUUUAACGCUCUCUCUUACUCGGGUUCCACCGCAUCCCAGUAUGCGUAUUUUGCACGGUUGCAAUUCAACCCUGCACCUACGAGCGGGACACCUCUCACACCGCGAUACGACCUGGUCAAUGUGACUGGGUUGUACUCUCCCGAGGCUACGUCAACGUUCUCCUUCACGGGAAAGAACGUAACAAUCAAUGAUCAGGCCAUCGCCGUAGGCGAGGCCCGGGGCCUGAAUGGACUGGGUGACGAGGUUCAGUACCUUGGAUCCUCGGCAGAAUCUUGCAACAUUGACAUAUUCGACGUCAACCUGAAGAAUGGAAAAGUUGCUCGAAUGACAUACGGCCCUGAGUAUGUUGACCCGUUUGAUAUAAGCCCGGAUGGGAAAUGGGCCGUUAUAAUGGACACUACAACUACCAAUCGCAUGAUGUUUUUGUCAGGAAUGAGGGGCAUCCCACCUCUUAUUGAUUCACUUGUUACUGCUGCGAUCGCAUCCAUCCGGAACAAUGGCGGACGGCGGUUCUUUGUGCCAUGGGUUUACGAUCGCGAAGUUCCAUACGUCAAUUCCGACCGUAGCUAUGAAGGCCAGCAGGUCAAUGCUGCCGGUGAUGGGAGCCCGGGCAGUGUGAAUGAUCCUUUUUGGAACGGAGGCGCUGAUCCUCGAUGGUCUCCGGAUGGUACCAAGAUUGCAUAUUUCCAACUGCUUACCGUAGCCCCGGACUGCGGGGGAGCAAUCCAUUAA
Penicillium verhagenii is the source of this 1389-nucleotide messenger RNA. RefSeq lists its product as uncharacterized. The record is from RefSeq and is a predicted model, not a curated record. NCBI's taxonomy places the organism in Eukaryota, Fungi, Ascomycota, Eurotiomycetes, Eurotiales, Aspergillaceae. Bases 1 to 1389 code for a protein of 462 amino acids. The transcript has a single exon.